Messenger RNA from Drosophila grimshawi, 5023 nucleotides. RefSeq lists its product as uncharacterized. Bases 41 to 4936 code for a protein of 1631 amino acids. The transcript is spliced from 6 exons. NCBI's taxonomy places the organism in Eukaryota, Metazoa, Arthropoda, Insecta, Diptera, Drosophilidae. The record is from RefSeq and is a predicted model, not a curated record. Gene Ontology annotation, cellular component: glycerol-3-phosphate dehydrogenase (FAD) complex; cytosol. Gene Ontology annotation, biological process: glycerol-3-phosphate catabolic process; carbohydrate metabolic process. Gene Ontology annotation, molecular function: protein homodimerization activity; glycerol-3-phosphate dehydrogenase [NAD(P)+] activity; NAD binding.
UUGUGGUUCCUUUUCGCCGCUAAAUUGUUCCAGUUUUAUUAUGCCAAAAGGAAAGAAAGUGUGCAUCAUUGGAGCAGAGGGCUGGGGUUCUGCUAUUUCCACUGCCGUGUGUAAAAAUGUGCUCAAUGGUAAAUACGAUUCUCGAGUUCAUAUCUAUGUGUACGAUGAACUAGUUAGAAGCCAAUAUCUCUCAAAUCUGAUGAAUGAACAGCAUGAAAAUAUUAAGUAUCUACCUGGCAUUAGGCUGCCCAAGAACUUGAUUGCUGUCAACGAUCUGCUGGAAGCUGCACAAAGUGCCGAUAUAUUAAUUUUUGCCACGCCGCAUGGCUAUGUAAAAUCAUAUUGUAACAUCUUAGAGGACUAUGUGAAACCCACUGCCUAUGCGGUCUCACUAGUCAAGGGGCUGGAGCAUACUAGAGAUGGCGAACUCAAUCUGUAUUCGCAUACAAUCGCCGAGCGGUUACAAAUUCCGUGCUAUUCGAUGAUGAAUGCCAAUAGCGCCAUGGAGAUGGCACAGGGAAAACUCUGCGAGAUGACCGUUGGCUGCGACAACGAUGCGCAUGCAAAAGAAUUGAUCACCCUCUUCCAGACUGAGAACUGCAUGGUGUUCAUUAUGGAUGAUGUGGUUGGUGUGGAACUGUGUAAUACACUGAAGGACCUAGUUGCACUAAGUGCCGGCUUUAUUGAUGGCUUGCGAUUGGGUGAAAACGCUCGGGUUGCUUGCCUUCAUUUGGGCUUGAAGGAAAUGAUACGAUUCAUCAAGAAUUUCAAUCCAACUACCAAAGUGUCUACAUUUUUCGAAAGUUGUGGCAUUGCCAAUUCAGUGGUUUCAUCCUUCGCUGAUAAAAACGUUACAUUUGCUAAUAACUUUGUUACCUCACGAAAAACUAUACAAGAAAUUGAAGCAAAUCUUUUGAAUGGUCGCAAGCUGCUCGGACCCAUAAUCGCUGAAGAAAUCUAUGCAUAUUUAGAGCACAAGGGCAUGCAGAAAAUGUAUCCACUGUUUUCGGUCAUACAUCGUAUCUGCCAGAUGGAGGUAUCCCCACAAGCUAUUAUAGAUACCCUGCGACACCAUCCGGACAUGAGCAAUUACUCCAUUAGACAACUGCAAAUUGAUGAAAAUUUGAUGCGAAACACUUCGUACGCUGAAAGUAUUUUUGAGAACGUGGCUGACACAGUUCCCGAGCAAAUGCCAGGCUCGGCGGAAAAAAUAAUUCUUGGGUCGGAUGAUCAGGAAAAGCUUAAUAGCUCUAAGGAGGAAAAUGAAGGAUUCUGGAAACCCUAUGAUAAAUAUUUUAAUCUUCCCAAUAAGUCUACAGAGGUAAACGAGUUAUUAAAGAUGUAUAAAGAAGCAACUGGGACCAUGGAUGAAGGCAAAAGUGGAAACGUUGGGUAUUCUGUUGAAAUGGGUUCAGAAACCGAUAAAGUGAAAAGCUGUCCUCCGCCCAAGAAUUCAUCAAUUGGGACAGACAGUCCUCCAAUCAGGUCCAAAAAGAUUUCCACAGAUAAGUCAAAAGGACCUAAAAAUAAAGAGCAGUCGAAAAUGGAUAAGCCUGAUAAAGGAAAGCCAUCGGGAAGCGUCGGUUUGAAUACACCAAAUGAUGAAUAUAAAGCAUUAAGAGUGACAGUUAAGGGUACAAAUCCAAAGAAUAACGAUAAAGUCCAAGAGAUAUCGGAAAAACCAAUUCAAAAUAAGAACGAGAAACAACAAACAAACGAGGCAAACGAUAGUAAAGCGGACUCAAAGCCUAAAUUAAAAAAAUUAAGUGAUAAACACCCAAAUGCAUCCAGCAAAGUUUCUAGAAGCCCAGAGAAACAGAAGAAGCAGCAGACAGAACAACCGCACUUGGAAACACCUGACGCAAGUGACGACAGCAAAGAGUCGCGCUACGACAAUGAGCCUAUGAUCAGAAUCCAAUUGUUUGAGGACGAGCCAAAUGUAUUAAGGUUCUUAGAGUCAAUGCGCAAAGAAGAAAGCGACGCGUUGGCAAUUAAUAAGCGUCUUCCCCCAAGCAGUAAUGAUGAUCUCCUGGUGUUGGGUAUGGGCACAGAUAAAAAUAGAAGCGUUACUAAUGAAAUGGGCUCUCAGAUUAAUAAGGAACUAAUUUUGAAAGGAUUGGAUUACUGGAAAACUCUAGAAAUCGAAAAUACGCCCCACAAAUGCCAAGUACAUUAUAAUAUUAUGGAAUCACAAGAAAAAGCAAUCGAAAAGGAUCGAAAAGGAAAAGGCACGCCUGAGCUGACCGCUCAAGGUACGCGCUAUGAUGAACAUGUUGUAAAUUGUGCACAGAAGCAAAGCAAAGAGGAGCAAUUGGAUAUAGAGAUUCAGCAAAAUUUGCAGAGGGAUCUAUCCAUAGAGCCAAUAAUCUCAAAUACCCUCAGCACUAUUUCAACAAAAACGGGGACGUUCCAAGAUCUGAGCAGUCAACACAAUAUUUGGGGUAAUGCUGAAGAGCCAAUAUUGACGCUGCGCUUAAGCAACGAAAAUCAAGAAUUCUCGACAUUGGGCCAAACCCCACUUCACACAACAGAUCCGAAAAUGGUCGAUAUUACACAGACGCAUCAGCAGACCUUACCUUGUGAACUGAAAAUGCAAUCAAUAGCCAACGAUGACAACAGCAAUGACAUUUCAAAAUGGUAUCAGUCUGUUAAUGAGAGGAAUAACUAUGACCACACUGAUAAUACAGCUGUAAAAUAUCCACACCUGACACGUUUUAGUUUUGAGGAAGAUGACAGUUUUUCGGAUCCGAAAAUGGUUGAUACUAAACGGAUGCAUCACGACACUUUGCCCGGUGAACUUACGAUGCAAUCCAACGAUGCUAACGAUGAUAAUAUCAAUGACAUUUCAAAAUUGCUUCAGUCUGGUAAUAAUAAGGAUAACUAUUACAACACUGAUAAAGAUGCUGACAAUGAUCCAAGACUGACACCUUUUAAUAUUGAGGAAGAUCAGGACGAUCAGAUUAUUCAGGAAUCGGAUAUCGAUGAAUUAAAUCAAUUGCGAUUUUUACAGAAGCUAUUCAAGGAGUAUGAUGCUUCAUUUGAACCAACAGCACUUGCUGACAGCGACUGGGACUCCAAAACAAUCGAUCAAAUUGAGGACAAUUCCUUUGAAAAUGAUUCGGCAAAGGUGCCUCGAAACGAUAAACAAUAUCGGGAAUACACUUCAUUUGAAAGCGAUAGCAACGAGUCGGCAGAACUCCAAUAUGAAGCAGUUGACAAAUCGCAAAAUCUAAAACAUUUUGAUGAAGACUAUGAUUAUUUUUCGGUAUCUGAACCGGCCAUAGAAUUAAACGAACUGCAAACCACACACAAGUUGCUCGAGGACCAUUUCGAUGGCAAUGAAUUCGAAUCAUUUGAUAACAGCUACAAUGACGAGUCUUUGGAAAAUAGAUCAACAUCCAUUAAAAACAGUAGCGAAGAUUUUUCAAAGGUUCUUAAAAAUGAUGAACUAUUCUCGGAAAUGGAAUUCGCAUCAUUUGAAAGCGAUAGCAAAGACGCGCCAAAAGUCCGACAUGAACACGGUGAUGAAAGACCAAGGAACGAUUCGAAAUCUCCAUUGUCAAACAUCGACGAGGAUAAUCGUCAUGAGCUUUUGGAAUCAGAAAAUAAUCACCUUGAAUUUCCUCAAAUGAAAGGAGACAUUCUAGACGAGAUGAUUAACGAAGCUAUCAAAAACUUCGAAAUCGAACAACUGAAGACAUAUCCUAAAGUGAAGCGGUCCAACAUUGACGAUAAUACAAAUAUAAUGUCGGUUAAAGAGAAACUGGGCAACCAUCCAAAUAUCAGCAGGAGCAGUGAUAACGAUAAACGGAAAAUUCGCCGUCGAGACAGUGAGGAAAGGAUUAGAGACGAGGGUAAAAAUGUACCUGAAAUUGGUGUCGAUGAGAAUCAAAACUUAGGGACAGAAAAUAAAUUACUGGAUAUGAACAUUAAACGUAAGCCUUCAUCAGAACGGGAUUGGUUGUCGGAUGAUAAGAAACUCGACGACACUUUCGAGGACCUUACGCAGGAGAAUUUGAAAAAGAAGGUUUCCACUCUGUAUCAAAACAUCUUGAAAAAUAUUAUCAAAUCAAAUGAACCAGAAAAAUUAGAAGAGCCAAAACAGCAUCAAGAUCGACUACCAUUGCCAAAUAGAAAACAGCAGGCAAAACAUGAAAACAAAACGCUUAAGGAUAGUCCGGAACCUCUUAUCGCACCCAAUGUUUUAUGGUCCAAGGAUAAGAUGAGGGUAAAAGAAGCCAGAAUCAAUACGAACUCUUUGAUUUCAAAGAUAUUUGUUAAGCCUAAAAUUGAUUCUAAGAAAAGAGGGCACCAAGAAACAGAACCGAUCGCUGAAAAAUACGACGAGCCAGCAAAGUCAGAAUCAAAAAAACGGUUUUAUUAUAAUGCCAAAAAAUCAUUACCCAAACGACUUCCGUUAAAACUGAAAGGCAGGAAGCCUUCGAGAAGCACUGAGUUGCAAAUGGAUAAUAAAUCAAUUAAAUUUAGUCUAAGUAAAAUCAUAUCAAAAAGCCAGCCGAAGGAGAAAACGGUCAAACAUCUGAGGACAAAUCCCUAUAUUCAAAAUCAAACUGUACUGCCCGCGCAUUGUAAAAAUGACAGCGUUUCUGGACGAGUCGCUAAAAUAGGAAACACCAAACAAUAUCAUCCACCAAUCAAUCCCCGCAUACGCAUACCCCAUCCCCCAUUUGAUGUGCGUGAUCACGAAUACCACACGGUGAACUUUCGGCCUCCACCCGAUCUGCUGCGCAACGUAUCGCUCCCGCGGAGGCGACUUGUGACCACAUGCAAGAUGGCUAGACAGGUGGGCGCCCAAGGCGUGGCAAGACUACCGCGGCCAACCUUCAAGCUGCCGCAAGCCAUGAUGCGCUCUUCCAUUUUGGCCGUAGAGCUGGGCAUUUUUGCCGCUCUCUUGGCGCGCUACAAGACCAAAUGAUCGAUGGGCUUAUCUCUGCCUCCCAAUAACACCGAUUACACACUUUUAUCUUUUUUUUUGGCAAUAAAUUUGUAACAUAUAUUAUAA